Molecule: messenger RNA, 2241 nt
Organism: Pochonia chlamydosporia 170
Lineage: Eukaryota; Fungi; Ascomycota; Sordariomycetes; Hypocreales; Clavicipitaceae
Product: BED zinc finger domain-containing protein
Exons: 3
Coding region: 1-2241 (746 amino acids)
Molecular function (GO): DNA binding; protein dimerization activity
Source: RefSeq, a predicted model, not a curated record
AUGGCUUUACAGGCUAGCUCUAUUCUAACCUCUGUUUCUGAGCAGGAUUGGAGUGAUAUCGACCCUGCUCUCCCGCCCCUUACAUCGUCAUCACUAGCUCCUUCAGCUAUUACUGAUGGCGAUGGCAACGGCGAGGUCAAUGAAGGAGAAAAGCUCACUUAUAAACGCACAUCAGAAGUGUGGGACCACUCUUUUUACUCACGGCACAAGAUUAUAAAAAAUUCGAAAGGGCAGAGUAUUUGGAGGUGUAAAUACUGCUCUAAAACCUAUGUGGAUACUGGUGGAACUGGCAACGCAAAAACUCACCUUGUCAAGCAUCACAGCCGUCAAAUUCAGACACAAAAUGAGAAGCGUAUAAAGGGAUAUCAACAUACUAUUGAUAUGGCCCAAUUUCGCGCCCGGUCGGAUGCGGCAAAUCAUAAGUGUCGAAGGCUUAAUAUGGGAGAUGAAGGAGAUGACGAAAGAGGUCAGGGAAGUGAGCUUGAUCCAGCUGUUUUGGAACAAUUGUACGUUGCUUGGAUCACAACUUGUGGCGUGGCUUUUGAGAUGGUGGAGAGGAAAGAAUUUAGAGCAUUUACUCGAUACCUUAAUAAGAAUGUCGAUGUACGUCUCCCUAGUUCAGCUGAUACUAUUCGUGGAUGGACAAUUCGAACAUUUGAAGGUCAGAAAAAGAGGAUCCGGAAAGAACUACAAGAAGCUCUCUCCAAAAUUCACAUAACUGUCGAUCUUUGGACCUCUGGCAACCGCAAGUCUAUUUUGGGUAUAAUUGGACAUUAUAUUGGAAAGGAAGGCAAACUUAAACAUAACGUUCUUGCAGUUCGAGAGCUUCAGGGAGAUCAUGGUGGCGAGAACCAAGCAGCUGUUAUUGCAGACGUUCUUGUGGACUAUGAAAUGGAGUACAAAUUGGGCUUUUUCGUAGGGGAUAAUGCUCAGUCAAACGACAUACUCUGUACUGCCCUUUCAGCUUGGUUAGACCUGAACAAGUCCUUUGUUUGGGAUCCAGUAUUUCGAAGACUUCGAUGUAAUGGCCAUAUAAUUAAUCUCUCCGCACAAAGCUUCUUAUUUCCGAAUAUCCCUGACAAAGAUAAUCUGGUCGUUUUGGACUCUCAAAUCAAUGGUCGUCUUCCAAAGGAAUUCAAUAAAGAACAGAUGAAGAUGUGGAGGAAAAAAGGGCCACUUGGCAAGCUUCACAACAUCUCAGUUUACAUUACACUGAGUACACAACGUCUAGAUGCCUUCAAGGUGGUUUCUGGCAACCUACGCCUUCCCCGAGAUAACUCCACUCGUUGGAAUUCGUGGUAUCGGAUGUUAGCCCGAGCACUGAUACUGCGAGAGGCUAUUAAUACUUAUACCUUGAUGAACCGAGCAGAUCUUCAACAAGAUAUACUCAGUGAUGAGGAUUGGGCAGAACUUGAGUCGUUGAUCGAGUAUUUAGAAGCAUAUGACCAUGGAACACUUGCCUGUGAAGGCCGAUACUCUACGGCAGAGACAAUUCUUCCAAUUAUGGAGUUUUUACUUGAGAUUUUCGAAGAAGGCAGACAUAAGCAUGUCAAUAAUCCCUUUCUUGGGCCUUGCUGUCAAGCAGGUUGGGAUAAGUUAGAGAAGUAUUACAAUAAGACAGGUGAGUCAUGUGCUUAUGUUGGAGCUGUUAUUCUUGUGCCUACUCACAAGUGGGAGUUCUUUGAAAAGGGAGUCCUGUGGAAGGAUAAAUGGGUUCAAGAUGCUCAAGCUGCUGUACAAAUGGUCUGGGAGAAUGAGUAUAAACAAGUCGAGCCUCCCCUUCCAGUUCCCCGUUCGCAAAGUCAUCAGAACGAUAGGAAGAAAGAAAAUCGGUUCAAGACUUGGUCACGGCAGCAUACAAAGGUUCCAGAGGUUAUAGAUGAGUACAAAAGAUACUGCAAGGAACCAGUGAUGGAAAUGGACCCGGAUGAGGUAUUUGAUCCGCUUGAAUGGUGGCAGGAGUCCACACAACAAAAGGUCUAUCCAUAUCUCUCAAAAAUGGCUCUAGAUUUGCUCUCAAUCCCAGCAAUGUCAGCCGAGGUUGAAAGAUUGUUUUCUAGUUGCAAGAUUACAAUCACCGACCGAAGGAAUCGCAUUGGGAUUGAUGCUGUAGAGGCUAUUGAGUGUUUGAAGUCGUGGCUACGGGAAAAUAACGUUGCAUGGGUUGAUGAGGAGUGGAUAGACCGAUGGGUAGCAGAGGUAGAGGCGGAGACACAAAAAGGAAAGGAAAGGGUAGAAUAA